UCAUCUUAGACGUAGACAAAUUUUUAAAAUAAGAUAAUCUUCAUUUUAUCUUUAUCUUUAUCUCGAAAUCAUCUAAAGAGAACAUUCUGGUAUACUGUAAUACUUUGUGAUCUUUAUCUGUAAUGUUUUUCACGAUAUAACCUAUACGCACGUAUGCCGUACGUACACGUAACCUAAGAAAUCUGUCGUGGAACAUCAUAUACUCCGGACGGUGUGAUUAUACGUCAUUACUUCACUGACAGUGAUUUCAACUAUCGUACGUUGUACCUUAACUUAAGGGUGACGUUAAAGGACACGUUAAAAUGUCAGACGUGAGAGACUGGUAUAAAGCCCUGCCAAUAUUUACGAAAUACUGGUUAACUUGUACCCUAGCCCUGACGUUACUCGGCAGAUUUGGAUUUCUGAAUCCGCAUUUGCUGAUAUUGUGGCCCGAUCGAUUUCUGAAUAAUUUCGAAAUCUGGCGAGCGGUGACCAGCGUCUUCUACUAUCCGCUCAACCCGGCCUCGGGCUUUCAUUUCUUGAUCAACUGCUACUUCUUGUACAAUUAUUCGUUGAGGUUAGAGCGCGGGGAAUACGAUGGUAAACCCGCGGAUUAUUGCUUUCUUCUGUUGUUCAAUUGGAUAUGCUGCGUCAUCAUCGGACUUAUCGGUGAUUUUACCUUGCUCAUGGAUCCUCUGGUGCUCAGCGUGUUGUAUGUCUGGUGUCAGUUGAAUAAGGAUGCUAUUGUAAACUUCUGGUUUGGUACACAAUUCAAAGCCAUGUAUCUGCCAUGGGUCUUGUUUGGAUUUAACUUGAUUAUUUCUGGUGGUGGAAUGAUGGAGCUAUUUGGCAUUCUAGUUGGACAUCUGUAUGUCUUCUUGAAAUUUAAGUAUCCUCAGGAACUCGGUGGUCCAGAAUUACUCAACACUCCAAAGAUACUUGAAAGUUACUUUCCCCCUCAAAGAAGCGGGGUUCGAUCGUUUGGAAGUGCACCGAUAUACAGGCCAGCUGGAGAACAAAUUGCUCAAGGAAGAAAUAUAUUUGGGGGACAUAACUGGGGAAGAGGUCAUGUAUUGGGCCAAUAAUUACGAAAUUUUUCUUGUAAAGUUAUUAAAUACACAAGAAAUUUCCUAUUUUAAUAUACAUUCAUUUUGUGAUUUACGGUUAAUAUGCAAGAGCAAUACUGGUUUCUUGAUGUCUGUGUUACUGAUUCUUCCAAAUAUCUCUUUUUGUAAACUAUUACAUAACUUCAAUAAUUAAAAUAUAAAACAUAUGCAUUUUGAAGUAAUUUAAUAAAUAAUAUAUGUGCAUAUUAUUAUCUAUAUAAAUAUAAAAAAUAUAGAAAGAUUUAAAGUUUUAUUAUAAAGUGUGUAAAAAUAUUCACAGCUUUAUAUAUACUUAUAUGUGAAUACAUUAACAGAUGAAUAGGACAAAGUACAAGACCAGAAAUAAUUAUAAAUUGCUUAACUUCUUCACAGCAUAUUAUUAUAUUUUGUUCAGUAAAUAACCGAUCAUCAAUCACACUUGAUAAUGAAUGUUCAUCAGAGUUAAAUCUGUAUAUAUUAUUUUCUGUAUAUUUUCAUAUUUAGUAAUAAAUGGAAAAAUGUGGAAAAAGAAA
Molecule: messenger RNA, 1597 nt
Organism: Formica exsecta
Lineage: Eukaryota; Metazoa; Arthropoda; Insecta; Hymenoptera; Formicidae
Gene: Der-1
Product: derlin-1
Exons: 2
Coding region: 303-1064 (253 amino acids)
Biological process (GO): endoplasmic reticulum unfolded protein response
Cellular component (GO): endoplasmic reticulum membrane; Hrd1p ubiquitin ligase ERAD-L complex
Molecular function (GO): ubiquitin-specific protease binding; misfolded protein binding
Source: RefSeq, a predicted model, not a curated record